GUGGUCAUUUUUCCUCUCUCAUAAUAUUUUCUUGAUCUCUGAAAAUAUCUAAUGGAUCCAAAGGGCUAGAGAUAUUUUGCUUUCUGUUCUUACUCAAGAAUGUGGUUUGAGGAUGGAAUUCCACCCAACUCAUCUGUUGUGGCCUAUCAAGAAAACCAGUCAAUCAUUUCCAAAAUUUCCUGCUGUCCUUGCGGACGGGUGGCUUCAAUCAUAUGACACGAUCAAACAUUAACUUAGUGUGUACUAACUUCUGGCUAUAUGAGAGUAGGAGAAGGGGAGCAAAGCCAAGGGCACCAUGGCCAUGGCAUCCCUGCGCCCACUUCUGCUUGUCCUGGGCCUCCUGCUGUGUGUGCUCGGGCCCUCAGUGUCCCAUGCUGGGAAGCUGUUGGUGGUCCCAGCAGACGGCAGUCACUGGCUGAGCAUGCUCGGAGUCAUCCCGCAGCUGCAGCAGAAUGGACAUGAAAUUGUGGUCAUGGCCCCUGAGGCCCUGUUGUACAUAAAAGAAGGUUCAUCUUACACAUUGAAGACGUACCCUGUGCCAUUCCAGAGUGAGGACGUGGAGGCCAGUUUUGUUGAACUUGGCCAUGAUACUUUUGGGAACUAUCCUUUCCUGCAGCGUAUGAUUAAAAUAUACAAGAAAGUCAAAAGGGACUCUGCUAUGAUCUUCUCUGGCUGUUCCCACCUCAUGCACAACAAGGAGCUGAUGGCCUCCCUGGUGGAAAGCAGCUUCGAUGUUGUGUUGACCGACCCUUUCUUCCCUUGUGGUGCCAUUGUGGCUCAGUACCUGGCUCUGCCUGCUGUUUUCUUCCUGAAUGCAUUGCCAUGUGGCCUGCACUUUGAAGCCACCCAAUGUCCCAACCCACUGUCUUAUGUGCCUAGGUCUAUGUCCUUGAACCCAGAUCGCAUGAGCUUCCCACAGCGGGUGAAGAAUGUGCUCAUUGCCUUGACAGAGAAAGUCAUGUGCAAUAUGGUUUAUUCCCCCUAUUCGCUCCUUGCUUCAGAAGUCCUUCAGAGAGACGUGACUAUCCAGGAUCUUCUGGCUUCUGCAUCUAUCUGGCUGCUCAGAACUGACUUUGUGAAUGAGUAUCCCAGGCCCACCAUGCCCAAUAUGGCUUUUAUUGGUGGGAUCAACUGCCUUGCCAAAAACCUGCUCUCCCAGGUGUGUAUCAGAGUGGAUUUUUUGCAUGCCUGUACUCUUGGGAGUUCUUUAGAUGAAGGAGCUUUCUGAAGUGAUCCUGCAUUGGUGGAGAAAAUUCUGGGCUGAAAAUAGUUCUUCAUAUUCCUAUAAUUGCAUACAGGUGUGUAUAUAAUUUUUAUUGCUUGUUUUACAAAAUAGGGCAGCAAUGUAAGCCCUUUACUCACUUGUUAAUAUGCGGUGGCUAUUGCUCUGGUUCUGAAUAGUAUUUCUGGUUUUUAACUGACCAACCGUAUUUCAUGGUAUUUAGGUCCUACAGUUUAUUCUGCUGGCUGUCUAAUCUAGUUUUCUAUGAAGAACAUUGGAAUUUGUAUUCCAGGACUUUCUGUUGUUGUGACAAAAACAUUCUCAGCAAAGAUCAAA
This is a messenger RNA of Heterocephalus glaber (naked mole-rat), 1558 nucleotides long. The record is from RefSeq and is a predicted model, not a curated record. Lineage: Eukaryota; Metazoa; Chordata; Mammalia; Rodentia; Bathyergidae.